AAGACAACGUCACAUCAAGGCUGGGACCUGGACGAGAAUAAAAGGGAUACGUGAGUGAGAACCCGACAUGCCAUGCCAUGCCAAGUAGACUUCGUGUUCAACCCCCGGAGUCCCAACAAGCGUGCGAUGGCGCCUAAAGAUAGACUGGCUCACGUGUUCGCGAGGGAGUGGUUGUGGCUGCCUGAGGCCAACACUUUGUUUUCAACCCAGGAAGCAUGAAAGACGAGAGGUAAGGUUGCAGGCUAAGGCUAACCCUUGUUUUAAGACGUACGAAGUACCGCACCCGGGAUAAGGCGAGACUGACUGCUGCUGUCGUGUCACGUCCCCACCACGCAGAUCCAUGCGCGUGCUUGGUCACAUGCGUCCCUAUGCUUCAUGCCAGCCAUCUGGCUGCUGGGUCGCUGGGUCGCUGACUGCCAUCAUCAUCAUGCCUGUCAUCUGUGGGCUGCGAUCUGGCACCUGCCACACGCCAGCCCAACGCCAGCCAUCCCACUCGCACCGGACAGCCCUGGCAGCCUUGCCCUCAUCUCGUUGGCCUCAACAUGGCGUUCGGAAUCCCGACUUACCCACAAAACCCACUUCCAUCACGGCUCGCUCGCUCGCUGGCGCGGUCCACAAUCCUUCGCCUCAACUUCAAGCUGAAGUCACGGGGGAUGGAUGGAUCACGGCGACAUGCGAAACAAAGCAAAACGCAAGCCAAGGUCCUUCGGCGUCCCACGAGUGCCAGCGAUGCCGCAGCCAGUGCCUGGUGGAGCAGAUGCAAUGCCCACGUAGCCGACUGCUUGCAUCGGCGUCAGGCCAUGCUGUCGUCGAGAUGAUGGAUGCCUUCAAGCUUUUGCCGGGGAGGGCUCUGCUCCUGUCCGGAUCGCCCCCCUUCCGUCGAGGACGUCGUGAGCGCCCAACUUGCCCAACGGCCAAGCCUCAGUUGCGGCUCUGGACGAUCACCGCCAGUUGCGUCGCCUUGAAGUUUCUCGCAUUUGAGCCUGGUGGUGUGCCGCGUCCGUCGAUGUGUUGUUGAACUUUGUCCGGUGAGUACGAGGAGGUGGUGGUGGGCAUCAAUCCGGGGGCGGUUGGGUGCUAUUAGCUGGCAUCGCCUUAGGCCCCUUGGUGCCCGACUCUGAUCUCAGUCCCGCCAUUGACCGCUCCUCGUCGUUCCGG
Molecule: messenger RNA, 1158 nt
Organism: Ilyonectria robusta
Lineage: Eukaryota; Fungi; Ascomycota; Sordariomycetes; Hypocreales; Nectriaceae
Exons: 1
Coding region: 341-1018 (225 amino acids)
Source: RefSeq, a predicted model, not a curated record